AUGUCUCUGGGAUCAGAGCGGACAUCAAAGAGUGCUGGCUCCGCCCCCCCCGUUCCGGGUGCGAGCGAGGCGGGUGGAGGUUGUGACGAUGAAUCGGGAGCGCGCACGGCCUGGUCACACGUGGUACUUUUGCUGAGAUCACACCGGAGACAUGAGGCGGCCAAAGCUGAAGAAGGGUAGUAAGCGUAUGACAUGUAGCAGACGUUUUAAAAUCCAGAAAAAGGUCAGAGAACACAACCGGAAAGUAAAAAAAGAAGCCAAGAAAACUGGCCCCAAAAAGACGAAGAAAGACAUCAGCAUUCCCAAUGAUGCCCCCUUCAAGGAAGACAUUUUGCGUGAAGCAGAGCUCCGAAAACAGAUGAGGGAAGAUUUAAAGAAGGCCCAGAAACUUGAAAGACAGAACGAAGUGGCAAAGAAAAGAAAACUAGAGAAGGAAGACAAAAAAGAAAAAAAAGAAGCAAAACCAAAGGACAAAAAGGAAACCCAAAAAGCCACAAAACCAAAAAAGCAAGUGGCUAGAAAUCCUGUUAAAUCUUUUUGCAUUGAAGUGAAUAAGGCUAUUGAAGCAUCGGAUGUUGUCCUGGAAGUGUUGGAUGCUAGAGAUCCUCUGGGUAGCCGAUGUCUGCAAGCAGAGCAAUUGGUUCUUCAGUCGCCAAAGAAGAAACUGCUGCUUGUCCUCAAUAAAAUUGAUCUAGUUCCCAAAGACAAUAUUGAGAAGUGGCUAAAUUUUCUGAACAAGGAAAUUCCAACCAUCGCUUUCAAAUGUUCUACACAAGUGCGAGAAAAAAACCUGCCAAGUAAUGGUUCAAAGGCAACGUCUAGCAUUGUUGAUAUUUCCAAAGGGACUGUCUGCUAUGGAGGAGAUUCAUUAUUGCGCUACCUACAUGGCUUCUGUCCAAAACCUGAUGAAGGCAUUAAAGUUGGUUUAAUAGGUUUUUCAAAUGUUGGAAAGAGCAGCCUAAUUAACAGCCUGAAGCAGUUCAGAGUGUGUAAUGUUGGUGCAUUGAAAGGCACUACAAGGAUCAUUCAAGAUGUAAAUAUUGACGAAAAUAUUAAAAUGACUGACAGUCCCAGUCUUGUGCUGUGUCCCGAUAAUCCACCUGUCACUCUAGCAAUGAGAAAUGUAUUUGAAAAAGAUAAUGAUGACUUUUUGGAGGCUGUUAGGCUGAUUAUAAAACAUUGUGAAAAACAGCAGAUAAUGUUGAAAUAUAAUAUUUCAGACUUCAGAAAUUCCCUGGAGUUUUUAGACCUGGUCGCCCGCAAGAGAGGCCUACUGAUGAAGGGUGGAGUAACUAAUGUAAAGGCAGCAGCCAGGUUGUUCCUGGAUGACUGGAUGGGAGCCAGGCUUAGUUAUCAUACACAGCCACCUGCUUCCUCUAGUUUCCACAUCAGCACUGAGCAGAUUGCUACAAUGAGAAAAGGAGUUGACCUAAAAGCUCUGGAUGAACACAAUAAGAGCAUUAUUAAAGCCUUAAGGUGCCCUAGUCCUGCCAGCAGUAUUUCAUUUCACUUCUCCCACAUGACCAAUGGUAUACUAGAUGAUACUGAACUAAAGGAGCAAAACCCAGAGCCUGAAGAGCAGGACAGUGAUGAGGAAGAAGACGCCGCUGAUGAUGAUGAUGAGGAAGAGGAGGAGGAGGAGGAGGAGGAGGAGGAGAAGGAGGAACUGAUGGAGGAGGAACUGAUAGAGGACAAUGGAGAAGAGAAAAAGCCGAAGGAGGUUUCUUUGACAUCUGAAACGAAACUAACAGAACCGGCAAAGGAAAGUGCUGGCAAGUCAGUCCGCUUUGAUAAACUGGAGGAAGAUGCCGAUGAUGCCUAUGACUUCAGUACUGAUUUCAACUGAGAAACCAUCAGUACUUGGCGUGUUGGACACUUUAUUUCUUAUUGUGUGCGAGUAAAGACACUUCCUAUUUAAGCCCAGAGCAAGAUUUGAUGGGGAUGUAAAAUGACCGGCCUUCAUAUAUAGUGGAUUCUAUGAAUCUCUGAAUGAUACAAGGAUGUGUUUUUGGAUGGUGUAAUUUCAAAUAAAACACAUUUGUACAAAUAGUACAUUUUUUAGUGUUGAAA
Rana temporaria (common frog) is the source of this 2070-nucleotide messenger RNA. RefSeq names its product G protein nucleolar 3 (gene GNL3). Gene Ontology annotation, cellular component: nucleolus. NCBI's taxonomy places the organism in Eukaryota, Metazoa, Chordata, Amphibia, Anura, Ranidae. The record is from RefSeq and is a predicted model, not a curated record. Gene Ontology annotation, molecular function: GTP binding. The coding region runs from base 152 to 1846 and encodes 564 amino acids. The transcript has 15 exons.